AUGAUCCGUUUUAUUCUUAUCCAAAACCGAGCUGGUAAAACUCGUCUUGCUAAAUGGUUUAUGAACUUUCACGAUGAUGAAAAACAAAAGUUAAUCGAAGAAGUUCAUGCUUUAGUCACUGUCCGAGAUGCCAAACAUACGAAUUUUGUCGAAUUUCGCAAUUUCAAAAUAGUCUAUCGUCGUUACGCUGGUUUAUAUUUCUGUAUAUGUGUUGAUGUCAAUGAUAAUAAUCUGGCAUAUCUUGAAGCAAUACACAAUUUCGUCGAAGUACUUAAUGAAUUUUUCCAUAACGUGUGCGAACUUGAUUUAGUCUUUAAUUUUUACAAAGUUUAUUCGGUUGUCGAUGAAAUGUUCUUGGCUGGUGAAAUUCGCGAAACAAGUCAAAUCAAAGUUCUAAAACAAUUAACUACUUUAACAUCACUUGAAUAA
Molecule: messenger RNA, 429 nt
Organism: Adineta ricciae
Lineage: Eukaryota; Metazoa; Rotifera; Eurotatoria; Adinetida; Adinetidae
Source: the annotation of a GenBank genome assembly